Mizuhopecten yessoensis (Yesso scallop) is the source of this 16027-nucleotide messenger RNA. RefSeq names its product probable E3 ubiquitin-protein ligase HECTD4. Gene Ontology annotation, molecular function: ubiquitin-protein transferase activity. The record is from RefSeq and is a predicted model, not a curated record. The coding region runs from base 111 to 13094 and encodes 4327 amino acids. Lineage: Eukaryota; Metazoa; Mollusca; Bivalvia; Pectinida; Pectinidae. The transcript has 61 exons.
UCCGAUGAUAAAGUGGUUUAUUUUCAUUAUGGUCGCAGAUGACAGCAGAAUAAUUUCAAAGUCGAAAGUGAGAUCAUUUCUUAUCCAGGAAAUGUCGAAAUGGCGAAUAAAUGUACCAAGACAUUGAAUUAGCAAUGUCGGGUAUAUUCCAGGACAAUUGUCAGUGGCUUUCCGUCACGGAGGAAACGCUGUUUCUGCACGAUGGACUGAUCAGGGUCACCGAUUUGGUCGAACUUCCUCGUGAUGUAAAUAGUUCCUCAGAAGGUGACAAUGAAGUCGUAACGUUUGAUUUGAAAACACCGAAGGAAUUAAGCGAUAGAUUGCUAGCUGUGUGUGGCACACAAAAUAAUGCCUACUCCAGGUUGCUCGAGUAUCGCUUGAAUGCGCUGAGGGGCUAUUGGAAUGCACAAAGGCAGGUGUUGAUCGACGAACAACAGGACAGAGACAACACCACGCAUGAGGAAACAAUAGCUCUGUUGAAAAAACAGGGUAUUUUCAAAGAUCCAGAACAAGCUUCUUUUUCCACGAGAAUCAGCGUUCUUUUAGUUAUUCCACUCUUACAAUCACAGAGUAGAGUAGACCCAAAUCUGUGUGGAGUCACAGCGGAACUGCUUUUGAACUGUCUUAGAGAUUGUGCUCCUCUAACUUUGUUUAAGGAACCAGGCGAUUGCUUGAGAGGUCUUGAAAAUCUGCUUUGCACUUGGCUAGGAGAAGACAGCAAUGAUGUCAACAAUAAACAGUUGGUUAAAGAUACUAUGCAGCGUAAAAAUACGGCUGCAGCACUUGUUGCACUUGCAUGUGCAAGAGGUCACCUAAAGACGUUCAUCCACACGGUACACCUACUGCAGUCGCUGUCUGACCUUGAUAGUUUACCUGUUGUGGACAUCCUCACACGACUGCUGGAGACGGAGGGCGGCCAGACACAGCCCACAGCCCUACUGGGCACUAAACAUGUCCUGUGUUGGGGCUUUGAGGACUUACUGGGAGGGACUGAAAAGGAGGCAACCAAUGGCAAUAAGGAUAGCAAAGACAGUGAUGUAGGGCGCAGUAUCACUUGUGAUGGAGCGUUUCUCUACACAACUAACUCACAGGGCAAAGGCUUGGCUAAGAUGGGCACAGGACUGCAUGGCUCUCUCAGGGGCUACGUGUAUGGUAGAAAUGUUGACUUAGGCCCAGGAAAAGCCGCCUUUGGUAACGGUACACUACUCUACAGACCACAGUCUUUUGACCAGGAAGCAAAUCUCACAAAUAUGUGUCAGCUAAUAGACAUCAACUCCUUACAGUGUGUGAAGACGAUACCCAAACCUGAGGAGUACCUCCAUGAGGGACCUCAGACCACCAUAGCUUUCUGUAGUGAUGCCACCUACUUCUACUGGCUGUGGUGUCCUGGUCUCGCCUCUGACAAAAGUGUGAAGGGACUGAACGUGUACCUAGAUGUCUUCUCACACGAGUCGGAGGACAAUAGUAUCAAACCACUACAAGCCCGUGUGAUUCUACAAAAGAAGGACGAAUCCAGUGCCAAAUCCAUCAACGAGACACUGCUCUCCCGAUUACGUCCCUUUAGAGGGAACUCUUCAGCUGCCACUCUCGUAGCAUUAACAGGAGGGGAUGCCACACCUGGAAGAAAAGAUGACGCCACACUGAUGGUGGGGAGCACCUCGUGUGGUGUCUCUAUGAAGAGUCUGGUGAAGGCCCCAGUCUACUGUGAUGGGAGUACCUUGGUAGUACUCACACCUAUGUCUGGAGCAGGGAGUAACAGCUCCGCCUCCCGGUCACUGUUUGGCACCGGAGGCAAUCUCUCAGGUUUCAGAUUGUUGGCAAGUAACAUGUGUUUCAAUGUGAAGGACGGCCAGUUUAACACCAGGAUAGACCUGACUGAUGCCCCUACCUGCUCCCUUGGGAGAGGUGCACCCCUAGCUGGGCUUGGCGUCUGUUUUGAUUUGACUAAUAACUCUAUCUGGAUGUCAAGUAAUGAUUGGGUCGACCAAUUCUACAACCAUGGUCACCAGGCACCUCACCACAUCAACCGCCGUCUCAAAAUAUCACCCGCUGGUCCCCUCCAGUCGGAUGGAAACAACAUAGAGACGGAGGUGGUGAUCAAACACAUCCUUCACCACGUCGGGAAUAUGUGUCUCCACCAGAUAAACAACGACCUGCUACACACGCCCCUCGGCUCGUACAUCCUCCAGCAGCACCCCGCAGAUCUUACACACAUGACACGUAUCUGUCACAUCCUACAGCGUUCCAUAGAGAGAAAGGACAGCCAGGUCGUCAUCUGUACACUCAUCAUCCUACAGUUAAUAUUUAAGAUCAGCAUGUUUAAGAGGGAGAGAGAAGGAGAGGUCCAGCUGUUACAGAAAGCCAGUUCCCUGGUAUGGCACCUGUUGACAGACUACCCACAGUUAUGUCCGGAUGACCCGAGACUGACCGCUGUCCAGAAUGAGGCGUGUCAGGUGUUAACAUCAGGGUUACAUGUCCUCUACCCGGAACCUGAUGAUAAAAACAAACUCCUGUUUCAGCUCCUGUCUGAUGGCGGUCAGAAUCCAUCACUAGAAAAGCUGAGAAACAUGAUCCUGAUCGACCUGUCAGAGAAGCUUCGUGCCCAGUCUCUGUCUCGAGACGAGAUGAAAUAUGCCCGGCUAAAAGAUGACCUUGUCAAUUACAUCCUAAAGACAGCGGUCAAGGAGUCAUGUUUGCUACUGCAGGAGUCUCUGACCCUGGACAAGGCCCAGUUUGAAAUCCUCCAGGCCUCGGUUCCGCAUGCAUCAUCCUGUCUGCGUUUUAUGAUGGCUCUACAGUCACAUCUUCUGAGGGAAGUGGUUCUCCUGAAAUCUUCUGAUAAUGGAGAUGACAGUCAGGCAAAGAACGAGACAGAACUCCAGGAGUUGAAGAUGAUGAUAAUAACUCUGGCAUCUAACAUCUUUGAUGGAUCAUGUCAGGUGUUGGAGGUGCUGCUUGACACCUGUAAUUCCAUCAUUACCCAGUACAAGGAUGACCUGGAGUGUCGACUCCAGGGACUGGAACGCAUCUCCAAGGCGACCAUCCUCGGCCACCUGCUGCCUGUCCUGUUGACCACGAUGACCCACGCCAACCUACGCUGGCUGUCUCUAGCUGACACACUCAUGCCUAAACUUGUCCACCUGGUCGUACUGACCAGCCAGGCGGCCCUACUGCUGAAAAGUCAGGUCCAGGCGGUUAUACAGGAGGAGAUGGAUAUGGAGUCUGACAUGGAAUUCAUCGAUCUGAUUGGUCAGACUAUCAACAUCACAGUGAAUGAGUUGAAGGACAAGGAGGAGCAGGGAUUCCUGGUCGGCCUCAAGAUCCCUGCCCCGUGGUCGUCGGGCAAGGCGCUAGAGAGUAUCCACCCUGUCCGUGAUAACUACAAGUUUAAGGAGACAGUACACAUUCCGGGGGCCCGCUGUCUCUACCUGAGGUUUGACCCGCGGUGCUCAUCACAGUACGAUUAUGACAAGCUUGUGCUGUAUGCUGGAUCGACCACCACUGCUAAAAAGGUGGCAGAGUAUGGAGGAAACACGUUUGGCUUUGGCAGCAGGAGUGUGCUGGGAUCUGGCUGGCCCAAAGACCUUGUAAAGGUUGACGGUGACAGCGUUACAUUUUCCUUUGAGAUGCGGAGUGGACGUGAACACAACACGCCAGACAAGGCCAUGUGGGGAUUCCAUGUCACAGUCCGGGCCCAGGAGUCGACAGAGGAGGUGUCCAGUGGUCUCCCCUUUCUGGCAGACCUGGCCCUCGGUCUGUCUGUACUGGCCUGUACCAUGCUACAACUGCUGUACCAUGGACCAGAGACGUCCCGCGAGGAGGGAAGCUGUGCCCACCUUCUCAAGUCCAAGUUCCUACAGAGGUGUGUGUGGCAGUCCCCAUCAGUACUGACCCUGUCGCCUUCCAGCAGCCCCCAGACGUCCGACACACUGUCGCCUCUCCCCAGGGUCAGACUUCCCUCCGAGGUCUUACAAGGUCUACGGAAACUCUCCAAACGUCAGAAGGUGCCGCUCAGGCAAAGCAUGAGAGAGAUCCUACAGCCAGAUGUUUUGGAGGAGAGGAUCGUGUCGACUGUAAUUAAACAUCUGUCACUGGAGGAUACUGUACACCACAUCAUGUCAGAGGAACAGGAACACUCGGACGAGUUCUCCCUCCUGUGUGUCGUGGUGGAAGAGGUGUAUCGUAGAUACAACACACUCAUGAGACAGCUACAGGGCCUGGCUGACCUGGAACAAAGAUGGUACAAUGAGGUACAGGAACAUAAGGCUGACAGUCAACAGGCUUCUCCGUUCUUCAACGAUUAUCAUCUACAGGAGGGUAACAUGAAGGAGCUGCACAUGCUAUGCUUCGUCAAGGAUGUCCAACUAGACCCUGCCGAGGUAGAGGAUGCCAUGAAAAUGUUAAGGUCCAAAUUUGAUGAGGAUGUGAGGUCAAAUGAGGUUGUUGCCAAGGAGAUGUGUAUGGUGCGGACCAAGCAUAUCGUCAUGGGAAUCCUGUCCAGACUAGACCUGUUACUACAGGUGACCAUCACCCCACACUACAGUGAGAUGAUGACCAGGACUGUCUCUCAUUACUCAGAAAUUCCACAGACAGGUGGGUGUGUGAGGUCAGACACUGACAUGGCACAGCCAGUCCACGUGUUAUCACGGAGCAUGUCCGCUCCCACCGGUGUGGAGAGUGUUUACGAUGAAACUGUACUUGAAGUUCUCAAGAUACGCAGUAGGAAGCGCCAUGGCAAGAGAAAGGGCCCAGCCUCUGUACUCCAGGAACUGGCGGAGGACGAUAAUAAAGAUGUUCCCCCACACGUGGUUCUAGUCGAUCAACUCUUCUCCUUUAUUGGCAGUGAUCCGGAGAAAGCUAUUUCCAGUAAGGACUUCCUGUCGGCAGCUCAGACACGCUGGCGUCGUGGAAACACACGUAAACAGGCACUAGUACAUAUGAAGGAGUUACUGACAGCUGCGUCGCGCGUGGGAGGUGCCACUCACCUGGUGGCUGCUGUCACAGCCGUUUUACAACAUGGCCCAUGUGUUGAGGAGCUGACCUGUGGUGGGAUGGUGAACCAGGUGAGAGAGGCAUUUGCGGAGACCAUGACGUCCGUGGUACAGUUGGCCGCACACUAUCCCAUAGCCUGCUGUAACAGUAUCGGGCUCCUCUGUAUCAUACCCUACACCAGGGCAGAGGAGAAGUGCCUGGUGCGGUCUGGGCUGGUCCAUCUGUUAGACAAGCUAUGUAGUCUAGCCAAUCACAGGACAGACAGCUCCAACACGGAGACCCAGUCGACCAAUCAGAAGGUGUCUGCCAUGGCAUGGGCAGGCUUCCAGGUCCUCGCCAACCGCUGUGUCAUGUGGGAGAUAGAGGAUGGGCUACACCUGGAGCAGUUAGAACACUCUGGUCUGGCUCGCCAGGUGUCUGUGUUACUGACCAACCACCUGGCCCGCGCCACCGAGUGUAUCGGUAAUGAGGCUGCUGGGACAGAGGCCCUACAGGACGUUCUCAGUCUCCUCAACAACCUGUCUCGUAGUCGCAUGGGCCGAGCUAUCCUCAGCCAGCCUGCAUGUGUCUCCAAACUUCUAUCACUGCUGCUCGACCAGAGGCCGUCGCCGAAGCUGGUGCUGAUCAUAUUACAGCUGUGUCGUGUGGCAUUACCGCUGAUGAGUACACUAGACUGUGAGACGGUAGAACUGCCCGCCUGGGGUCAGCACCUCUACUCCAGCCACUGGAGCACAGCCAAGUCCAUAUCUGACCCUCCCGCUAAGAUUGUCAGCCUCUUACUGGCCAAACUCGGAGACUUCCUUGUCCCAGGUGAUCAUGCGACCAUCUGUAGUCGACGCCCAUCUACAGACAACCUCCACCGUGGGGGCUCCAACGGGGGGAUGGACAAGGACAAGGUGGAGGACAGUGAUAUACAGGCUGGAAGGCUGUCAGUGUUUAUACACAAACGAGAGGACCAACUGUCUCACGAGGUCAUACAGCCACUGCUCAGCUCGGACAAUCGUCCAUUCAGACUUGGUGGUACUGCCAACAUGGAGAGAGUAGUGCGUAUGGACAGAGAAAUGACAAAGUAUGGUAAGGCGGAGGUAACAACAGAAGACGCUGGUAGUGCCUUAAAGAAGGCAGCCAAGUGGGCCCAGAUGGGGUUGGUGGUGUCCACGGGGCCGCCCAUAGACACUCAGCAGCCGGAGCCACCCACAGGGGACAAGAAGAAGACAGCCUUCGAGGUGGUGUGUAGGGAGAGGAACUCUGAACUAGCCAGAACUGACCCGGUGAGACCAUUUAUCAGUGGACAUGUGGCCAACAACAUGGCUGCAGAAGUGAUUGCUCUCCUACAUGGGUUGCUGACUGCUCCCCAGACCAACACUGCACAGUCCUGGGCAGAGGCUGUACAAAGGGUGUUGAACAACUCACUGACAUGUCUGCCUCUGCUGUAUUCUGGUCUGGACGCCCUGAGCUCCCCACGGACCAGCUGUAAACAGCUCAUGUCCAUGGCUAAGCUUGCCAAUGCUGCUCUGUGUGCUCUCGGCGGCUUCAAGGAGAUCAUCAAACCGGGCUGUAAUGCCAAGGUGGUAGGUGCAGGUAUUCACAAUACAACGGGCACUGUACUGAGUGUGUCGGAACAGACUGGCAUGGCCACCCUUCAACUCGACACAGACCCCAACCUUAUCUACGCUCCUCGCUACAGCGACACGAUACAGGUCCCUGUCACCCGACUACAGCCAAUCAGAAACGAGAUCUACACUUCCCACCAAGUCCCGGUAACAGAAGCAGUUGUCAUGGCAAUCAAAGCCAUAUUACUGCCCCAGGACGACAACCAAUCCCUGAUGCAGCAGGCAUUGCCCAUCAAUGGGGAUGGAAACAGUCUGAACAACGAGACGUGCCGGGUCGUGGCAGAGCUACAGACCAGGGCCUGCAUGGUGCUAGCUUCCUACCUUCAGGACAUUGACUUUACCAAGGAGUUUAUUCAGCACUGUGGCUCCACCAUAGACGUACUGAAGUCCCUCGCCAAAGACUGCAGCACAGGUGACAGACUGCCGGUGAUAGAGUCACACUGUACACGUCUGAGGCUGCUUUACCGUGACUGUGCUAAACCUCCGCCACCACCAAGUAAAGUGGACACUAGAACAAACAAGGAGAUGAUGUGGGAUGCCGUGAGGACCUACCCCCCUGUCAGGGCAUGUGUCUUCUCCUCAGGAAUGACUGGUAUCACCUUCCUGGGUGACCCUAACACUGGCAGUGGCCUACCCAGGGGCACACUGCUAUAUGCCAACUUGCCAAUCCCCCUACAGGCACCAGCCUUUUACUGGGAGCUGGAAGUGUGUUCAUUUGGGGACAGCCAGGAAGAAGGAGGGGCUAUUAUAUCAUUUGGAUUUGCCCCCUCUGCUGAGAAGAAAGAUGGUGCCUGGACAAAUCCUGUUGGUACCUGUCUCUGUCUCAAUAACGGUAAGGCUGUACACUACAAUGGUGCUAGUCUGCUUCAAUGGCGGAGUGUCCGAUUGGAUGUAUUCCUCAAUGCUGGGGACAUCGCAGGGAUUGGCUGGGAGAGGACGGGUGAUGCCCCUGCCCAUGGGCAGACUCCCCGGGGACGGGUUUACUUCACACACAAUGGUCAACGGCUGAAUGCCUUCAUGGACGACGUGUCAGGGGCCAUGUAUCCUGUCGUACACAUACAGAAGAAGAAUACCAGAAUCCGUGCCAACUUUGGAGCACGACCGUUUGCGUUCGCUGAAGGCCAGCAGCACAGAGAUGCUGCAGAUGCUGCUGAUGAUCUGACGAGGGAGAUGAGGGAAAGCUUCGGGGUACUGCCCUUCCACUCCGCCUCUGACAGCGACAGUGACAGUAGUAUCCCAAACACACCUGAAGCUGCUGCAGCAGAGGUGGUCAAAUCACCAACUGGUCCACCUUCUAAGGUGGCUGUCUUACCCAAACCCCAGAAAGAAUACGAGCCUGAAGGCUGUCUGCAGUAUAAGUUGUUCAGUAGUUACGACAACUUUGUGACGACGGGUCCAGACCAGCGGGCUAACCCCGCCCCCCAGGAUGACGAGUCGGAUGAGGAUGUUGUGGAGGAUGACCAAGGAUCUGAGGAUCACUACGCUCUCCUUGUCAAGGCGUGGGAGCAGAAAGUGUUCCCUGUCAUAAGACGACGCUUCAGGAAUGAGGCUGAACGUAAAGAUGGACUAGAACAAAUCAGGGGAGCUCUACAGUUAGGUAUGACCGACAUAGCUCGACAGACGGUGGAGUUUCUGUAUGAGGAGAACGGAGGGAUCCCGCGGGACCUACACCUGCCAACGAUUGAUGACAUCAAGGAGGACCUGGCUAAAUUCACCAUAGAGCGAGUUAAGAAGGGGACAGCCGUGGUGAUACGGAACACUGCGGAAACAAGCACAGCUGGAACCACAGUCCUACCAAAGUUUGCUGUCAGGAGCAUGCUGAGGACGUUUGGUCUCACCGGCACUGUGUUGGAUGUAGAUAAUUCUAAUGAGCUGGUACAGGUGGAGACGUAUCUGAGGAGUGAAGGGGUACUAGUGCGGUUCUGGUACCCUAUCGACAUGCUAGAACGCCCUGCCCAGGGGCUACGACGCUCCACCAUCACCGGGGGCCAGAUAAUGGACACUAGUAAUGUCCAUAUUCACUGUGAACUGUUGCGAAGUGAAGCCGUACUGGUACGCAUGUACUGUAGGACUGCUCUCCUCAAACUGAUCGAUCACUGUAACUCGCCGGCCAUGGAGCUGGGCUCGUGCUCGGCCAGUCUGGGCUCAGGAAUGGCAGCCAGUGCUGCCCUGCUGCAGCAGCUGGACAUUGAGAACCUACAGCUGCUGUCUAAUGAGCUGCUGUGUGCGCCCCAACCACACGGCACCAUCAAGGCCUCGUCCCUCACCAUGGCAUCUUCACUCCAACAGUGCCUCUCCAGCCAGUCUUGUCUGCUUACUCGCCUUCUCUACUGCGAUGAGGACAAGCUCAAGCGCGAGCUCGCUGUGGCCAUCGCUCGGGCAGCCAAUCAGGGCGAAGAUUAUCUAAUAGAACUGACCAAUCAGCUCUGCUUAUGCUUACAGACUUCCCCAGAGAUGUUCCCUUAUGAGGAAUUCCCAGUCACUGAGGUCAAGGUCAACACAGACAUUAACUUUCCCGGGGCUGCCUGUCUGGUGGUGUCCUGUAAAACUGACCUUAAAGCUGCAAAGAAGGAUACAUCUCUAUACAAAUCUCCUUGGGCACGAGUGUUCUCCUACACAGGUCAUCGUGUCAAGAAAACAGGUCAGGCCACCAAACAGGAAGUGGUUAGUUACCCGAGAGACACCUCCUCCACAAGUAAUCAGAACGAACAGUACACUCCAGCUAUAGUACCAUGUGACCGUAUACACCUGAGAGUGGGUGUGUCUCCACCCCCGGGGGUGCUUCUCACAAUUCAUGCCCUGCCCCCACAGUUCCUACUGGCUGUGGCCUACAUAGAGACAUUGAUAUCAGACAGGUAUGGGUGUGGCACACGAAGCUGCGGGCCACAGGACAACAUGUCGCCCGAGGUCAGUAACAAACCUCUGGCCGGCAAGGACAUGCAUGAGAGUAUGUGGAGUGUAGAUAACAUUGUUAUAACUCCUACAGUGUUCAAACACAUCAUAGAACUUGUGUGUCGCCACCUGUGGACCAGCAACAUCCCGGCCCUUAUCAAGGAGUACAUGUUCCACCUACUGGCUCAGUCUCUCCGAAUCCUUCACUACAGUGAGGGAACCAAUGGGUGCUCCCUCCCUACACACCAUCCCCACCUGAACCCCAUCCAGGGGGUAUUGAUCCAACUCCAGGCGGAGCUUCAGCGUCUGUAUGAGGAGGAGACAAAAGGCUGGCCUUCAGCCACUCACUCCAGUGGACAGGGCAUCGGGAUUGGCGUCAGUGACAAAGGUCGUUUCUCUACCUACUUCCAGGGUUUGCUGGAGGUCAAUCUUGCCAUAGCAGAGGUCAAACACAAAGACAAUCCAAAAUCUCCAUUUGGUCCCUCAUCAUCGUCAACAGAGGCUGGAGCCUCUAGCUCACUACACACAUUAGGCAGUCCCACUUCGUCAGCCAAGAAGAAGAAGCUGAAGGCAAAGCGCGAUAAGGAGCGGGGUGGAGCGGUGCCGAAGAGGACCGGGGGAAGUCCUCGAGUGAGUGAAAGUGACAUUUCUACACUAAGUACUAGUGCAUCAUCUCUGUCCACUGCUGAAUCAUCUUCCUCCACUAGUACCGCCUCUGUUACACCCAGUACCAGUGGAGGUAGUCAGUCCGGCACCAAGCCGGAGGACAUGUUGUGGUUCCACCGUGCUCUCACAGUCUCCCAGAUCCUCCGCUGUCUGGCGUUCCGGGAGCAACACGGUGAGGGUGCCCUGGCUGCGGCAGUGUCUGACGCUGCUCAGGUGCUCAAUUCUCCUUCUGCCCACAACCGUCUCCUAGUCAUCACUGGCAUCAACAGUGAGGUGGAUGCUGAGGUCAUAAAGUGUGUGAUACGCCGGGCCAGUAAACCCAGUGGGGGUGUUUAUAAGGACGAGAUAUUUUUACCUACAGGUCGCCCUGAGAGGAAACUGCCUGAUGCUGAGUUUCUACCAGUUACGAGUGAUUCCUCCAAACAGACAAAGGAAGAGGAAAAGACAGAAAAGCCAGAGACAUCUACAAAGGAAGUGAGCAAUAUAAAACCUGAACAGGUGCGAGGGUACGCUGUGAUAAGUGUGUUGUCUCGCGCAAAGGUGGAGGUGGUACAGAAGGCUCUGCUGAAGUGUAAGUCCCUUGUAGUGACUUCCCUGCCUGACCAGGAGGAAGUACAAGAUGUCCCUGAGGAGAUUCUGUCUGUAGACACUGUCAAUGCCUCCCUCAUCGCCGAGCGGGAAGGUAACGACGCCUUGGAGCACUACCUACAGUACAUGUUUUUUAACGGUGACGACCAGAAGGAGAUUUCUGACGCGGCCACUCUCGCCCUGAUAGAAAUCUUCCACAGCUGUUUUAUCAUGGAGCAGAAACACGGUACCGGAGAGUACAAGCAAGAGUCUGGCUUCAUCUGUUUGGGUAAGGACCAGAUCCUACAGAACAUGCCAGAGAAUCUCCUUUGUGUCUUCUUCAAUCACAUCAAACCACCAAAGAAAUCCCUCGCCGAGCAGGUGAUGCAGGUGCUGCGUCGUUAUGGAAUGAUGAAAUCCCCUGACAAAGAAAUGUCUCCUGGUGCUGAUAAGAAUGGGAAGGGAAAGUCAGCUAAGAAGAGUCCUCGUUCCUCAAAGGAGAAGCUUGUGAUGGGGGUUGUGGAAAAGACAAGUCACCACAAAGACCGAAAGAGUAAAGGGAAGGAUGGUCCAGAGAAGUCCUCUAAGGAUGCUGGGACGUCUGACUCGGCUGCGAGGGGGAGCAAGUCCUGGUUACAUGAUGACUCUAAGUACCUGACGCUGGACGGAUUCCUCCAGUACGUGCUGGAGAUGGCCAGACAGGACGUCCGAGCUGUAUGGAGGGCACUUCUGUCUUGUGGAUUUGAUCUCAACUUUGAAAGGUGCGCCUGUCUGGACAAUAGCCAGGCCCAGCAGAUGGCUGCCCAGUGGUCACUCGACAUGGACACGUCCCUGGUACAGUACAUCAACGCCUUCUGUAGGAAACUGUCGGUGGCGCCCUCACGCCUACAUCCUCACGAAGUACAAUUAACGGAGGCGGAUCUAAGCAGCGGCAAGUACAGCUGUCUCCAAGGUGUUCCUGUGGAGAGUGUCCGCCUAAGGUUUGCUCUGCUCCAGUCCCUGAACAACACACUAGAGACCUUCUUCCUGCCUCUGGUUGACCUUCGACCUGCUAACACCUGUAACCGCAGUACUGCCGCUCUCCUUUCCAAGGUCAGACAUCUGGUAUUCUACGACUCCAAGGUCAACUUGAUGAACCGUGUUUUAAAUGCCACAGCACAAAGAAAACCAGACCAGGCAGCACCGGAGAUUGUACUGGACCCACUGGAGACAUUUAGUGGGGAGGAGAAGACGUCCCUGUUGACAUGGCUGUGUCAGGCGUUCAGACAGUUGUCCUCUGUACCCUCCAGUCAGUUCUGUGUGAGGCUCGCUAGUGGGGGAGAUCCCACCUACUCCUUCAAUGUGAGGCUCACUGGGGAGGAGGUACACGGAACAAGUGGGUCGUUCCGUCAGUUCCUGUCCCAGGUAGCCAAAGAGUUACAGGGUUCAUUGGUCCGGAUGCUGGUGCCCUGUAGUAGUAGCAACAACAUGGGAAAACACAUCCUCAAACCUGGACCCAUGACUUUCCCCGAGGAGCGGCUUCUACAGUUCUUUGGACAGUUACUUGGGAUCACGAUGAGGGCAGACAUCCCCCUAGGUAUGGACCUACUCACCUGUUUCUGGAAAGUGUUGGUGGGAGUAAACCUUGACCCAGUUACUGACCUUCAAGAGGCUGACCAAAUAACCUACAACUAUAUCAAGAAAAUAGAAAUGUGUGAGUCGGAGGCUGAGCUCCAGACCCUGUGUGCAGAUGUCUACCCCAGGUUUGUGUUCAACUCCCUGGCCGGAGAGGAAGUUGAGCUUGUUCCCAAGGGUAGCAACAUACCUGUAUGCUGGGAGAACCGACAGGAGUAUUUAGACGCUAUCCGGUCCCUGAGGAGCCAGGAGUUACAAUGUGAUGAGAGAGUACUUGCCCUUCACUGUGGUUUGGCCUCACUCAUCCCCAUACAGUUACUCUCCCUCCUGUCCCCCCUCGACACAGAGAUACGUACCUGUGGAAUUCCUGUCGUCGACCUCGACUUCCUCAAGGCCCACACAAUGUACCAAGUGGGUCUGAUGGAGACCGACACCCACAUAGAGUACUUCUGGAACACCCUGGAGAGUCUAGGUCCUGACGAUCUGUGUCGCUUCAUCAAAUUCUCUUGUAACCAGGAGAGGAUUCCUCAGACAUGUCCAUGUAAGGAGGGCGGAGCCGAUUCCGCACACGUUCCUCCCUACCCCAUGAAGAUAGCUCCCCCUGAUGGGGCAGGUACACCAGACUCGCGUUACAUACGGGUGGAAACGUGUAUGUUUAUGAUCAAACUACCACAGUAUUCCUCACAGGAAAUCAUGACUCAGAGACUGUUGUACGCGAUAAACUGCCGCGAGGACCCCCUCAGUGGCUGACCCUUACCCACCUCUGGCUAACCCCGUGUGCGCUAAUCUCUUAUUUAUUGUUUGGUAGAAUGAGCUAUAGACACCCAAUGUGUAUAGAUGUUUUAUAUAGAGAUGUGUAUAUCUGUUACUGGAGAUUUAUUCAACUGUGUAUUUUACAAACAAACAAUUAUAAUGAGAAUGUGAAAUGGCUCAUUUCUGUUGGAAAGAAUUGAUGACAUUCAAUAUCCAGGACUGUGAAAGGGAGAAGCGAUUACGAAACCAAUCUUCUGAGGAAGUAGAAUGCUGAAAAGUGAUGACAAGACAAUUUUUGUGUAAGUAGAGAGUGAUGACAAGACAAUUUUUGUGUAUGUAGAAAGUGAUGACAAGACAAGUUUUGUGUAUGUAGAAAAUGAUGACAGACACUAUCUGUGAAUGUGUCUUGUACUUACUGGCUUGUGAAGGGAACAUGUUUGUGUUGCUAUUUAUGUUGAAGUUGGGAAUGUGUGAAUAUGAAGAAUUUGACCACUCAAAGUGGAGGCUGUUUAGAGAGUUGAUGAAAGCGGAGUCACUGCAUGUGAGAUGUCUGUAUGAUGGUAUUAUGUGGCGACUGGAUUCUUAUAUACAAAAUGAUACGGAGGUAUAUUACACCGUGAUGUUUUCUAACAGUUUUCUUUUUUUAUGCUCUAGACUGCUGUUUGUUAUAAUUCACUUGUUUGUUUAUGCUUUAUUUGACUUCAUCUUUAUUAUUCUAUAACACUAUAGAACAUCAUUAUUACAGACUCAAUAGUCCAGACAGGUGAUAACAUUAAGGCAUGGAAUUACACUUUAAUUUAUAAUUCCUUUUUUGUGAAACAAAUUGUCUGGACUAAUGAGUUUACCCUGUGUAGAAUAUUAAGUCUGUAAUACACUAGACCUGUGUCUAGUAUGUUCCUGUUAAUGUCUUUUAUCUCUCGAACCUGACACAAUAACAGGGUAACAAGUGUAAUCAAUGAUACAUAUCUUACUGUCAUAGAAAUUUAAACAUUUUUCUAAAAUUCUUGCUUCUUGAAAUGAAAUCCGGUAACAUUACUACUGAAAGUUUAUACAUUAUCUGAUAUAAGAUGUCGAGAUCUGUGGUGAUGUAACAGUGGGUCUAUGUUAUAACUAUUACCAUGACUAAUCAACAUUGUCAGUGGAGUGAACUCCUAAUUACUGAGUGCUGUACACGAGAUAAUUAGUGUAUGCUAUAUGUUAUGUGUGGUAUACCAGAGUUUGUCAUGUGUGAUAUGUAGGAUGCUAUACUGUAAAGUGGAAAUUAUUGCAGUGUGAAAAUGCUUACAUUUUUUUCAUUGAAUAAAAAUAUCAACACACAGAUAUAUUGCUAAUAACCAUUGCUAAUAUGAACAUGCUCACACUGCGAACAUUUCCACUUUUACAGGGCAGUACCAUGUAUAAAAUAGUAUGUUGUGUGUGGUAUACAUAUUACUUACAUAAUGUUUUAUUGACUGUAUACGAUAUUUACCUGUUUUGUGAUGGUUUUAUUGGGUGAGGCAAAGAAGAACACAUAUACCAGACACAAACCAGAUUAAUGUCGGAUCUAGCCGGUGAAACAGUCGAUACAAUCAAAAGUUAUUUUGAGUAGGAUUUAUAACUUGAACAGGCCACAUGUAAGAACCAAUGGGAGAACACCUUUCUAGCCAUGGAAGGUAUGUGUAGUGUAUAUCCAACGAGUGCUAUUUAUCAGGUAUAUCUUGGCUGAAUACAACUGUACAUUAAUGGCUGAACACAACUGUAUGGUGUGUAGUGGUCAUUGUUUACAUUUUAAUACAUGAGUUCGGUGUUGUCUUUAGAAUGUGUUCACACGUUAUAGUGUCGUGAAAUAUUAAGGAUUUUAUUGAUAUGUUAGAUUUAAUUUAUUGGUAUGGCAAAUCCCAGUGAAGGGAGAUCACACUAUUUAUAUUUCAUUUUUUGCAUCAUUAUUAAGUUGUUUGCAUUGCCGAGUGGCCGUCACCGUGAAAGUUUAUGUUAAAGCAUUUAUUGUCGAGAUUUUAGUGUAAAAAAUUAUACGAAUGUAAUAAUUGGUCUGUUAAUCCAUUAUUUUAUUGAGUUUGAAUGUUAGGCUGGUUAAAAUCGUUUUAUUGAAUUUGAUGAUAAUGCUGUUAAAACCUGAUUUUAUUUGUCUACACUUCAAUACUGUUUCUUCCAAAUUUAAAUCUAAAAUCAGAGCUGAGAUGAUUUACAUUCUGUAUGCAUUUAUUGUUAAAUCAUCUGUAUUGAGACCAUGUGUGAGGUCCACCUGCAGGUUUGGAUUAAGAGUUUGCAAUUGGUUCAUAAACUAUUACAGCUAGAGUGUGAUGUUGAGGAACCAGAACGGUUCUGCAGUAAAACUAAGUUCUAUUUACAAACUGCAAGGAAAACCAGCGUGUAGUCCUGCACACCACCAGAACUCGCCAGAAGCCUGUGUUUAUCUCUAGUACUUUCACUUUUGAUGCUGAUUUAUGUUAUCACUUUUUCGAAAAUAUGUUAUAUUGCAUACAGAAUGUAACUUUGGCUGAUAUUUAAGUUUUUCCCUCUGAAAUAAUUCACCGCUACAGAUCCCAACGAUCUGUAAUGGUGAUCAGGGGAGAUAGAAACAAUAAAAGGUACAUGUAACUUUCCCCUGUAAUAACAGCCAAUAGAAGUACAUGUAACCCCUGUAAUAACAGCCAAUAGAAGUACAUGUAACCCCUGUAAUAACAGCCAAUAGAAGGUACAUGUAACCCCUGUAAUAACAGCCAAUAGAAGGUACAUGUAACCCCUGUAAUAACAGCCAAUAGAGGUACAUGUAACCCCUGUUAUAACAGCCAAUAGAAGUACAUGUAACCCCUGUAAUAACAGCCAAUAGAAGGUAUAUCUUUGUCUUUUAUAUGCGUACGUUAUCUUCAGAUUGUUGUCACAGUAAUGCAUUUCCAUUAUCAAAGGUAUUAAAUAUCUUAUAACUUGUA